AUGUCUGACAAGGAAAGCGCACCACCCACUGAGCACCUGAAUAUCAAGGUCACGGACAACAACAAUGAGGUCUUCUUCAAGAUCAAGCGGACCACCCAGCUUAAGAAGCUGAUGGAUGCGUUUUGCGAGCGCCAGGGAAAGCAAAUUUCUACCGUGCGUUUCCUAUUUGACGGUACCCGUGUCCGUCCUGAGGAUUCUCCCGAUACUCUCGAUAUGGCCGACGGAGAUACCCUGGAAGUCCACCAGGAGCAAAUUGGAGGAUGCUAA
This is a messenger RNA of Penicillium antarcticum, 267 nucleotides long. RefSeq names its product SUMO family protein SMT3. The transcript is spliced from 2 exons. The record is from RefSeq and is a predicted model, not a curated record. Gene Ontology annotation, molecular function: ubiquitin-like protein ligase binding; protein tag activity. Lineage: Eukaryota; Fungi; Ascomycota; Eurotiomycetes; Eurotiales; Aspergillaceae. Gene Ontology annotation, biological process: protein sumoylation. The coding region runs from base 1 to 267 and encodes 88 amino acids. Gene Ontology annotation, cellular component: nucleus; septin ring.